ACCCAGCAUAAACAGCAUGGCUGCCAAAGGACUUCUAAAACUUGGAAAUGCUUUGCUUUUGACAAAUAGCGCUUACAUCGAGCAUUCAGCUAAUGUUUUUAGACCAUUGUUAUGUUACCAGCAGACUAGAGGUAAGCGGCGCAUGAAGCCGAGAGCGAAGAAUGAGCCAUGUCCCUGGCUAGUGAAGAAGAGGGCACCAGCACACUUUAAUUUUGUAACAGAAGAAAACAGGGCUUUUCUUGAUGAGGCAGCAAGAGAUCACUACAAAAAUCUGCCAAGUCCACUCAGAGAUGAACCAUGGCAAAGAAAUGAAUGGACAAUUAACACAAGGAGAACUGGUGUGUUGGGUGUAAAGAUUGGAGUAAUCCCACAGUGGAAAAAAGAUGGAACAAGAUUUCUGUGUCAACUUAUACAAAUUGUAGACAAUCAUGUGAUACGAUAUUCUUCUCCUGAAGAGUUCCAGAAAUCUGUUGGAUUUUUACCUGGCUACAGUAAAGAUAUUGGAGCUGUUGUGGUUGGAGCGUUAAGUGAUUCUCCAUGGAAUUAUUCAAAAGCGUACCACAAUCUGUUUACUGAGGCAGGUGUUCCACCUAAAAGAAAAUUAACCAGAUUUUUUGUGACACCGGAUGCUGCAAUACAACCAGGUACACCGCUAAGUGCAAUGCAUUUUAAAGUUGGGGAUUAUGUUGAUUGUUCAGCCAAAACGAUAAAUCAUGGAUUUCAAGGAGUAAUGAAAAGAUUUGGUUUUGCUGGCGGUCCAUCAACACAUGGUAAUACAAAGUUUCACAGGAGGCCAGGCUCAUUAUCAACAGGGAAACAACGUGGCAUGUUCAAAGGAACGAAGAUGCCAGGCAUCAUGGGUGGUGAUUGGAGAAUUACUAAAGGAAUCAAGAUAUGGAGAAUCAACACCAAGUACAACAUUUUAUAUACCAGUACAGGAGUACCCGGUCCUAACCACUGCUAUGUUCGUAUAUACGACACUGCUAAUUUCAAUCGUAAAGAGGAAAUGGUAAAAAAUUGCCGCCGUGUGUCAAUGCCAACAUUUUACCCAGAUGACGUUGAGGAGGAACUACCAGAAGACAUUUUUCAUGAAGAUUUGUUUCAAAUGAAUGAUAACACUAUCACCUUUAAAGAUGAUGAUGAAAGCUGAGAGAAUAUAUUCAAAAGUGUUAUAGAUGAAUUAUAAAUUUUUUUCUAAACUUGUUUACACUGUAACAAUUUACAGAUUGUAAUAGAGUCAUGUCUUGUUUUGUCAGUUUUACAAUAAAUGGUAAUAGAA
Mercenaria mercenaria is the source of this 1279-nucleotide messenger RNA. Its product is annotated as 39S ribosomal protein L3, mitochondrial-like. The coding region runs from base 17 to 1150 and encodes 377 amino acids. Gene Ontology annotation, cellular component: mitochondrial large ribosomal subunit; ribosome. The record is from RefSeq and is a predicted model, not a curated record. NCBI's taxonomy places the organism in Eukaryota, Metazoa, Mollusca, Bivalvia, Venerida, Veneridae. The transcript is spliced from 9 exons. Gene Ontology annotation, molecular function: structural constituent of ribosome. Gene Ontology annotation, biological process: translation.